Molecule: messenger RNA, 2043 nt
Organism: Penicillium subrubescens
Lineage: Eukaryota; Fungi; Ascomycota; Eurotiomycetes; Eurotiales; Aspergillaceae
Exons: 2
Coding region: 1-2043 (680 amino acids)
Source: RefSeq, a predicted model, not a curated record
AUGCAUUCACAAAGGGGGGUGAACGAUGAACACAAGUCCAACACCUCUCCGUCAUCGGGCGAGCCGGCAAGCCCAACUUUCUCUCUUGAGGACUUGAGUCUCCCGCGCUACAAGGAUGAAGAAGACUCCGAACGCGCCCGGCGAGCCCAGGCCCGAGCCCAAGCCCGAGUCAGCGGCGAGUAUGGCGAUCUAGAGCUGGGCAGUGUACCGUUAUUGCCGGCCGGGCAUCCAGACGAACAUCGCGAUCUGGAUGACUCGGAUUCAGACUUUUUUGACUACGAGGAACAGAGUGCGCAUCGGAACGACCCGUCGCUGUCUUGUAACCUUGCCGGCUUCUACACUUGGUUGCGCGGGCCAGUCCCGCCGCAUGUUUACCAUAUCAAGCCUUGGUUUCCACGGUGGCAGGCUGCGCCAGCGCGUCUGGUUGAGCGAUGGGCCCCGCGAAAGGGUGUGAAGAUUGCUCUGCUUGUUGGUGGGAUAAUCUUCUGGAUUGCCGUGUUUUUUGCUUCGCUGCAAGCCUCAGUGGCGGGCCAGGAGAUCUCGGGAUAUGGAAAACCAGUGAAGUUGUCGUGUCACCAUCGUUUAUGGACCAAUGCCACGGACUGUGGUUUAAAUGGAGAUUCUUGUCUUCCAUUUGAUGAGCAAUCGUUCGCUUUCAGCUGCCCAGCAGGCUGUUCUGCAGCCAUUCUUCUGGAGCCGUACAAUAUCGGCAACCAGUCGUAUAAUUAUCGACCACUUGUCAUUGGAGGUAAACCCUUCCGGAUGGAUGGUCGCGUUAGUGGCUUGUACCGCGGCGACUCGUCGAUUUGUGCGUCAGCGUUGCAUGCUGGACUGAUCAGCGACUCAAAGGGUGGCUGUGGUAUCCUGCAUCGUCGUGGAGAGCGAGAUAACUUUGAGAACUACACCAAGAAUGGCAUCGAGAGCAUCCCGUUCAGGCCGUCUUUCCCAAUGUCCUUCGUUUUGACGCGGCAGGCGUCGUCUUCCGGAUCCAGCGAGGCGAAGUUGAUAGAAUGCUUUGAUAUUCGCUGGUCGCUAUUCGCUUUCACCGUGUUUGUCACGGCGAUAUUUUCAAUGACCGUCACUUCAGCACCGAUAUUUUACAGCAUUACGUUCUUUAUCGUGUGGUUCCAGGUCGCCAUGGCAUCUGACCCACCUGGCUCGGGGAGCUUCUAUGGCUUGUUACAAGUCGGGCUGGGCCGAUUUCUUCCCGGCGCCUUUGUCGGCUUCGCGUUAUAUUACUUCUGUGUACGAAAGACACUUGGAAAUCUCGAAGCGCACGCGGAUAAAACCAUCCUGUGGCUGGGAGGCUGCUGGGUUGGUGCUCUGAACAGCGACACCUUCGACCGAAUCCCCAUCUCUCGUCUUACACCCCACGAUCUUCAACAACAACCCGGUGCCAUCACGGCCCUCAUCAUCAUUAUUGGCAUUCUCAUCGUAUCCUUCCUCAUCCAGGCCCACGGCUUCCGCCGAGAGGGCCGUCUGGUAUUCACCCUGCGCCUCUAUGGCAUCAUGCUCAUCGGCAUCAUUGUGCUCGUCUUAGUACCGCACAUGAACCUCCGUAUCCACCAUUACAUCCUUGCACUCCUCCUCAUCCCAGGUACUACGCUUCAAACCCGUCCCAGCCUCCUAUUCCAGGGUGUAAUGCUGGGUCUGUUCAUCAACGGCAUCGCCCGCUGGGGCUUCGAUUCUAUCCUCCAAACUCCUGCCUCCCUCCUCGAAGGUGGCCGUCUAGGCACCAUUCCACCACCUAUGAACCCACCGAACAUCGAGGACCGGCACCACCUUGUCUUUUCAUUCCCUAAUAUCCCCGCGCAUGUCGACGGUAUAAGCGUAAUCGUCAACGACGUCAUGCGAUAUCAAGGCUUUAAGUCGAAGGAUGGUGAUUCAGUGCCGGACUUUGCUUGGUCGCGACAGCACAAUAAUCAGCCUGAGUACUUCCGGCUUGGGUAUGUUCAUAUCAAUGCAUUGGGUGGUGUGUGGUAUGAGGAUUUCUCGGUGCCAUCAACGUGGGCUAUUGAUGGAGACUUUUACUACCCGGUAUAG